GUGAAAUGGGAGCAAUUAGUCUGAAUGCACCACAUAAACGUGACAGCUUCGCUUCAAGACAAAAAAAAUAUAGUUACGGGAAGGAACAAAAUAUGGACUCGAGAAAACAGUAUUACAAGUGCCAAAAACGGACUAAGUGGGAGGAUAAUAAUAGCUGUGUGAAGGAUUUAAACCAUUAUAAAUUCUUUCUUUUUAAAAAUGACAUUUUUAAAAAUGAGUUAAGAAAUGGAAAAUUAAUUCCGCGGCCGGUGUUUCACGUAGCAAUAAAAUAUACUAUACUAACGUAUAUAUUAGCUAUACUUAUUUAUUGUAAUGGUGUUAACGGAACGCUGGUCGAGGAUUGGACCCCCAAAAUUCAAACGGGAUAUAGUCAUGACCAGAAAUUCUUAUCAACUGACGUAUCUGCCUCAUUAAAUUCUCUAAGUUUACGGAUGACACGGCAAGUGCUGAACUCUAUCCGUAUUGUUGGUGUACGUUUGGAAGAUGACUCAGUAGAGACCAUGGACGGAGUACCUAGCGUUCUAAUUGAUAAGGAACAAUUGUUUCGCGUUUUUGGAAGCGGCUUAAAAAAAAAUACUGUGAUUACAUUCACCAAUGAGGAAAACGAUUACGGUGGAUCGUGUUUAAAGCCAGCAACCGACUUGUUUUUCCCAUUAGAAGUUUCAAGUAAUGGCUAUUCAGCGACAUAUUCCGUUAAAUUUCCUUCGUCUAAAAGUGUAUUUUACGUUUGCGCAAAAAAUUCGGAGGAAAAAAGUACUCACAGCACUGCUGAAUCUACCGUACCCUUUGCUCAUCAAGGAAAUGCAGAAUGGAUGAAAAUUAAAACUCAUGAACCUUUAUUACCAGUUUGGAUUGCAAUAAUUAUAAUUGUAACGUGUCUUUGCUUCUCAGCUUUAUUUUCUGGCCUUAACUUGGGCUUGAUGGCUAUGGACCGCACAGAAUUAAAGAUACUGCGAAACACUGGUACCGACAAAGAAAAGAAAUAUGCUUCGAAAAUCGCACCUGUUCGUGACCAAGGUAAUUAUCUCUUGUGCAGUAUUCUCUUGGGUAAUGUGUUGGUUAACUCAACCUUUACGAUUCUGCUGGAUGGCUUGACCUCUGGACUCUUUGCUGUUAUAUUUUCAACAUUGGCAAUCGUCCUCUUUGGGGAAAUUACACCGCAGGCCGUUUGUUCAAGGCAUGGUUUGGCUAUUGGGGCAAAGACCAUAUUAAUAACAAAAACUGUUAUGGCCAUAACAGCACCACUUUCAUAUCCAGUUUCUCGAAUUCUCGACAAGUUAUUAGGUGAAGAAAUCGGAAAUGUUUAUAACAGAGAACGUUUAAAAGAACUUGUUAGAGUUACCAACGAUGUAAAUGAUCUUGAUAAAAAUGAGGUCAACAUCAUAUCUGGAGCUUUAGAGUUACGAAAAAAAACCGUUGCAGACGUAAUGACACAUAUAAAUGAUGCUUUUAUGCUUUCGUUAGAUGCAAUUCUAGAUUUUGAAACUGUAUCUGAUAUUAUGAAUUCUGGGUAUUCCCGUAUUCCCGUAUUUGAUGGCGACCGAAAAAACAUUGUAACGUUACUUUACAUUAAAGAUUUGGCUUUUGUUGAUACAGAUGAUAACACACCACUAAAAACUCUUUGUGAAUUUUAUCAAAAUCCAGUGCACUUUGUGUUUGAAGACUACACUUUAGAUAUUAUGUUUAACCAAUUCAAAGAAGGAACUAUAGGUCACAUAGCUUUUGUGCAUCGCGUUAAUAAUGAAGGAGAUGGCGAUCCGUUUUAUGAAACUGUCGGUUUGGUAACUUUAGAAGAUGUAAUUGAAGAAUUAAUUCAAGCAGAAAUUGUUGAUGAAACCGACGUUUUUGUUGAUAAUCGUACAAAAACCAGACGCAAUCGUUACAAAAAGGCAGAUUUUUCGGCGUUCGCUGAACGUCGUGAAGUCCAAGCAGUACGAAUAUCACCUCAAUUGACAUUGGCUACAUUUCAAUACUUAAGCACUGCUGUGGACGCGUUUAAAAAGGAUGUAAUUUCGGAGCCUAUCUUACGAAGACUUCUCAAUCAAGACGUUUUUCACAAUAUUAAAACAAAGGGAAAAUGUAAAGAAGACCCAAGUCUUUAUAUAUUCACGCAGGGAAAAGCCGUCGAUUUCUUUGUACUUAUUUUGGAAGGUCGAGUGGAGGUCACAAUUGGAAAGGAAGCGUUAAUGUUUGAAAGUGGCCCUUUUACUUAUUUUGGAACACAAGCUUUGGUUCCAAAUGUAGUCAUUGACUCUCCAACUCAAUUGGGAUCUUUGCAGUCCCUAAACAUGGAUUCAAAAAUUCGACAAUCCUUUGUACCUGAUUACUCUGUUCGAGCUAUAUCAGACGUUAUAUAUAUUGCUAUUAAACGGGUGUUGUAUCUUACGGCCAAAAAAGCAACUUUAUUAGAAAAGAGUCGUAAGUCUGGAACAUUUUCAAGUGAGACAUUUGACGAUGAAGUUGAACGACUAUUGCAUUCAAUAACGGAAGAUGAAAAGCCCCGAUUUGUAACAGGGUCUCAAAGUAUUACGCGACAAUCAAAGGCAAACAGAAGCCUAACUUCGUCUCCGACAAAUGUAUCCCAUGAAGAUAAAAGUGUGCCCCAUCGAAAAACGUCUGAGCAAACAGAUAACGCUUCAAUAAGUAGCUUAGUUAUUUCUGAACUGGCCGCUGAUCAAAAUGGAGAACAUGACGACAGAGAUACCACGGCUGCCUCUACACCCUUAUUGCCUAAAUUAGAAGAUUCCACGGAAAAAAAACUUUAAAAACAUUUAGAGUAUAUUUAACGCUCAUAAAAAAUAUAUGAAUUUCUUUUUUCUUUUUAGGUAGCUAUAAGCUUCCUAACUAUGGUGUUAAAUUUCCACGAAUGUAGUGUACCAAAUUGAAUUUUUGUAACUUGUUAUUAAUUAUUUUCUUCAACGUUUAUCCGUAAAAAUAGGGCAACUUGCUAUUGGAUUACAUACACCACUCAACAAAAAUAUAUUGUAAAUUUUGUAACAAAAAAAUGUUUGACCUUUAGUUACACAAAGUGAUUUUUCUGAAAUGCGUACUUAAUAAAAUGUUUUUUGUUGCUAUGGCUUGAAGUUCACAUUUUCCAAUCCCUUUUUAAAAAUUAUAAUAACUUGGUCAAGCCGAAGCCUUCGUUUGUAAACGUGAACUUGUGGGUUCAAAGUCAACCAAAAACUUAAUUAUAUACAUAAGUAAAAACAAUUAUAAAUCAGUUGGUAUAUUUAGCUUUGAAUUAAAAAUAUUAAUGUGAAAAAAUUUGUUUCUGUAAGCUAACUGUGAAUGUAUACACGCCUCAGCGCAAUUAUAUAAUUAAUUUUCUAUUGUUAUGUUUUGCUAGCAGCAAGCUUGAGUAUAAAAUUUAAAACUUAUUUUUUAAUGCACUUAAAUAACAAAUCAGGAUUUCGCAUUUGUUAAAACUGAAACCAUUUAUUAUAAAAUAAAAAAAUGACUAUGAGAAUAUGAA
Molecule: messenger RNA, 3472 nt
Organism: Drosophila bipectinata
Lineage: Eukaryota; Metazoa; Arthropoda; Insecta; Diptera; Drosophilidae
Gene: uex
Product: metal transporter uex
Biological process (GO): intracellular manganese ion homeostasis; transport; magnesium ion homeostasis
Cellular component (GO): cytoplasm; plasma membrane
Molecular function (GO): transmembrane transporter activity
Source: RefSeq, a predicted model, not a curated record